GCCCGAGCAGUGGGGAAGCCACGGCCACCAGUGGUAGAGCUGGCAAAGACGGAAAGGAGGGAAAGAUAGACAGAAGAGAUACUAGACAGGAGGGAUACGAGACAGGAAGACAAGCCCCCGAAAGAGAGCGUUUCACCUCCGCUGUUACGUUACGAAACGUCACUUUGAGAUUUGACAGCAGCGAAAUAACUGAAGAGAUGUGUCUGGCCUUCUUUUACACAGCGCUUAUUUCACAACCGAGGGCAGUAGAGUAAACAGCCGCAGUGAUCCCAUCAUCCCAGGCUUUGUGGAUUUACUUGCCACAGUUAUCUAAAGGGAUGCCCUAUUGAUUCCUGCUUUUCUAACAAAGCCCAUUGAUUACAGUAAGGGUGUUGGAAAGGCCUUGAUCACAGCUAUGUCAACACUGCAUCAGGAUAUUUCAAGUCAACAAGGAGUUUGUGUUUUCAGCUGUUAAAUUUAGUAUAUUUUUUUUUUGGGACAUCCGUCUUAAAUUUGUUGUGUACUUUUGAGCAUGUAUUUUUGAUUUGCUUAAUUAAUCAUUUGAACCAGACACUCUUUCGUCUCUACAGUAAACACAACAUAUUCCCUUACCAUGUACGGUAGCUCCCGUUCCGUCUCAAAGCUGGAUGUUGUUGGAUCCAAUGGUAACGGGUCAGUGUCUGGGAGCCCUGGGCGCUCCCCACGCCUCCCUCGCUCUCCACGCCUUGGACACAGACGAAACAGCAGCAGCAGCUCCACCAGUGGACUUACUGGCUCCUGUAAAACCCUGUCCAUGGAGAACAUUCAGUCUCUAAAUGCUGCCUACGCUACAGGCGGUCCUAUGUACUUCACUGACACAGUUGAUGACACGAUUGGCAUUGGGAGCCUGGGCAGUGGGCUGAACCCCUCGCUGCCCAAAAGCACCAUGACCUUGGGCAGGGCUGGGGCCAGGGUCCCCUAUGGGGUCAGGGCGGCCAUCAUGGGAAGCAGUCCUAAUAUAAACACUGGAGGAGGAGGGGGAGGGGGUGCAAUGCACAGUGAUGCAAUAGCAUUUGGGGGGGAGCUGCAAAACCAGCUUUCACAGGCGGCCACUGUGCCCCACUCCAUAAGACAGGUGAGAGACGGUGCAAUGUCAGACCUGCAGACACAGUUAAGAGAAGUGCUGAGAGAGAACGAACUACUACGCAGAGAACUGGAGAGUAAAGAGUCCAAGUUGAGCUCCUCUAUGAACUCCAUUAAGACGUUUUGGAGUCCAGAGCUGAAGAAAGAGAGGGCGCUGAGGAAGGACGAAGCAACAAAGAUUGCCCUGUGGAAGGAACAGUACAGAGUGGUGCAGGAGGAAACGCAGCAUUUUCAGUGCACCAUCCAGGCUUUACAAGAUGAGCUCAGAAUCCAGCGAGAUCUCAAUCAACUCUUCCAGUCCGAUUACUCCGAGUCCGGUCACCUCGGAAACCAGCCCAUGCCCCCUCAGGAAAUGACAGAAGAGAACUUCCUGCGUCUCCACAGCGAGUACGAGCGACAGAUGAAAGAGCUCUUCCUCCUAAGGAAAACUGUGGAGGAAAUGGAGCUGAGGAUAGAUACACAGAAACACACACUAACUGCCAGGGAUGAAUCCAUAAAAAAGUUACUGGAAAUGUUGCAGAGCAAAGGCCUGUCGUCACGGGCGACUGAGGAGGACCAUGAACGAACAAGGCGACUGGCCGAUGCUGAGAUGACCAUCCACCAACUGGAGGGCCUACUGGAGCAAAAAGACAAGGAGAUGCUACAACUCAGAGAGGAGCUGCACAGGAGAUACGAAGCAGCUCCAGAAUCAACAAAGACCAAGGCUUUGCAGACCGUCAUCGAAAUGAAGGAUGCAAAGAUCAGCUCUAUGGAGCGCGGCCUGAGAGAGCUGGAGGAGGAGGUGAACAUGCUCAAGUCCAAUGGAGCUCUGAGCAGUGAGGAGAGGGAGGAGGAGAUCAAACAGAUGGAGGUCUACAGAUCUCACUCCAAGUUCAUGAAAAACAAGGUUGAGCAGCUGAAGGAAGAGCUAUCUCAAAGCCAAUCAGAGAAGGACGAGCUAAAGCAACGAGCCAAUGAGCUCCAGCGGGAGGUGUCUGCAAUGGAACAGGCAAAGCAGGAUCUGAGUCGUAAGGACAGCGAGCUGUUGGCUUUCAGGACCAAACUGGAGACUUUGAACAAUCAGUUUUCUGACAGUAAACAACACGUGGACGUCCUCAAGGAGUCACUCACUGCCAAGGAACAGAGAGCCGCUAUACUGCAGACUGAGGUGGAUGCGCUGCGUCUCCGUCUAGAGGAAAAAGAAUCUCUCCUCGCAAAAAAGAGUCAGCAGAUAUCAGAGCUGACAGAGGAGAAAAGCACUCAGCACGGAGAGAUCAGCGACCUCAAAGACAUGCUGGACGUCAAGGAACGCAAGGUUAACGUUCUGCAGAAGAAGAUAGAGAACCUCCAGGAUCAACUGAGGGAUAAAGAGAAACAGCUGGGCGGACUGAAAGACAGAGUCAAGUCUUUACAGACGGACACCUCGAACACCGACACAGCACUGGGAACACUGGAGGAGGCUCUGGCUGAGAAGGAGCGAAUCAUAGAGCGGUUGAAGGAGCAGCGGGAGAGGGAGGAAAGAGAAAAAGGGGACGAGAUGGAGUCUAGCAAGAAGGAGCUGAAGGAGUUGAGGGAGAAAGUCUCCCAUCUGCAGGCUGACCUGUCUGACCGUGAGACUUCAUUGUUGGAUCUGAAGGAGAAGGCUUCCUCUCUGGCUUCCUCCACUUUGAAGAAGGACAACAGGCUGAAGACUCUGGAGAUCAGCCUGGAGCAGAAGAGAGAGGAGUGUGUCAAACUUGAGAACCAACUCAAGAAGGCUCGGAGCGCAACAGCAGAUUCCCAGGCCAGCACUGAACUAUCUGAACGCAUCUCCUGCCUGGAGCAGGAAGUGACCCGGCACAAAGAGGAUGCCGAGAAGGCCCAGUCCGAGGUGGAACGACUUCUGGAGAUCCUGAGGGAGAUGGAGAAUGAAAAGAACGACAAGGAGAAAAAGAUCCACGAAUUGGAGAGGCAGAUGAAGGACCAGUCGAAGAAGGUGGCCAACCUGAAACACAAGGAGCAACUGGAGAAGAGCAGGAACGCCCAGCUGAUGGAGGAUGCCAAGAAGAGAGAGGACAAUCUGAAUGAAAGCUCCCAGCAGAUACAGGACACCCUCCGUCUGAAGGAGGAGCGUAUUGAGGAGCUGGAGGAAGCGCUGAGGGAAAGUGUUCAGAUCACAGCGGAGAGGGAGGUGGUGCUCGCCCAGGAGGAGCAGGCACGCACACACUCCGAGAAACAGGUGGAGGACCUGCUGGUUGCCAUGGAAAGGGUGAAACAGGAACUUGACGUGAUGAAAGCUAAGCUGUCAUCAACUCAACUUUCUCUGGCCGAGAAGGAAGGUCACCUGACCUCCCUGCGGGCCGAGCGGCGGAAACACCUGGAGGAGGUCCUGGAGAUGAAGCAAGAGGCGCUGCUGGCAGCCAUAAGUGAAAAAGACGCCAACAUUGCCCUGCUGGAACUCUCCUCAUCCAAGAAGAAGAAAACCCAGGAGGAGGUGGCAGCGCUGAAGAGGGAGAAGGAUGGUCUGGUUCAUCAGCUCAAACAGCAGACUCAAAACCGGAUGAAGCUGAUGGCAGACAACUAUGAGGACGAACACCUUAAGGUGUCCUCUCCAAACUCAGAGCAGCCCAACAAUCACAAGCCCUCCCCAGACCAGAUUCUCUCUCCUCUCCUGGAUCUCAAUCAGAAUCGCAGUAAACUGAAGCUGUACAUCAGUCACCUGACCUCACUGUGUCAGGAGCGAGACCCAAUUAUACUGCAGGACUUCGCCCCACCCCCCGCCUAUCACCGCUCUGACUCCGCCUCCUGGCAUACGCAGCUGCACAGCAUGACGCAGGAACAGUUGGAGGCAGAGUUAGCGCUGUGUGAGAGGGAGGGGGCGGAGCUCCAGGAGUACGCCAAUCAGGUCUUGCAGCAGAUCGCAGACCGAUGCCCCGACAUUUUGGAACAAGUGGUCAACGCUCUGGAGGACAGCUGCUGACACAGAAACAUAAAUAAGCUUACGUACAGACAUGAAUUAGCCUGCGAAGUCAGAAAGCAAGCAAACAUGCACAGGACCGUCAGAAGUCUCCAGCAAGCCCCCAUAAUCCCCUGAUACUCAAAACAAAUCACAGGAUGAAGACUUUCUCUUCCACCGGCUUUUCACUUAUCUCAUUUUCGGAAAAGGGGAUCUAAAAAAAAAAAUCACGACAUUACUGGAAAAUAUUCUUCCAUCGUGUCUUUAGUCACUAUCAUUUUGAACAAACAGUGUCAGCUGAGGGAAAUAUUGUUCAUGUUUCAGUUCAUAGUGCUUUGUUGGCAUGCAAGUUAAUUGGAAAUAGUUGAUGUUUUUGAGACAGUAAACACGUAUUUUCCUAAAUACUCCGAAACAGCCUUCUGCGACACUUCACAGCGGCCAUCUUGUGUCCUUCCAGGCAAUCAGCAGUCGUAAUCGUAACUUGAUGUAUUUUAUGGGUGGAAAUUAUUUUUAAACUGUAUGAAAAAGGUAAAAGUGAGUCGAGCUUGCCAGGUUGUUUCUGAUGCCAGACUUACAUGCUGUUACUACAUUGUUAUUUGAUUGGUUCAGAUACAAAAGUGUUUAUUUCAGCUGCCUUUGAUUCCUUACAUCAUUUGCUGCUAUCUUUUCAACAUUUAGUUUCUAUUUUUCUCCCAUUUUGUGUUUUUUUUCUCUCUGAUGAAACAUCCCAACUUCAGUUUCUUUCAGCAGUAAUCUCUGGAUAGUUGUGUAUAUUGUAAAGAGAGAACUUUAUUGAACAGAAACACAGCUUUCGUCAGGCAAACAUGACUUUUUUUUUUUUUUUUUUGCCCCGUAAUUGGUGAAAGGCACAAACCACAAAAAUCUCGCAAUGCUCCCUUUAUUAAAACACAAUAGUGUCGAUAUUUUUUGUGUUUCUUUUUAACCUAAGAAAAACAUAUUCAGUUAUGGUGUCCAUGCUGAGAUUAGGUUGUGUUCAGACAAUCCCUCACUCACCAUUUUGUGACAAUCCCUUUAGAGUUAACACGGAUAAAUCUGAACUCACUUUCCCUAAUUGAAGAAUCUUUUUUUCUUUUUCUUUUUUUUCUUGGGAGGUAGGGAAUAUUAAAUAACAUCUAUAUAUUUUUUUGCUUUUGGUAAUAUAUAUAUAUAUAUAAAACACUAAUCUUGUUUAAAUGAAAAUAUUGUCAUGUAUUGGUUGAUAUGUUACAUAAUGUGUCAAAACGUCUUUUCUUUUUUUGUGAUUUGCGAGUAACCACAGAUUGGUUCCGUAAGCAGGAGACUGUUACCUGUUACUGGGAACAUAUAUUGCACCGACACGAGGCUCUGUGUCCACCGGGAACAUUUCCACCGACUCAGUUUCUUGUUCUUGUUGUUUACAGUGGAAAUGACACUCUGAUGCAUGUUUCCCACAGCGCCGACAGUCUUAGCAUGAUUAAAACGCUAGCAGCACUAGAGGUUCAAAUUGUUUCAACUUCAAUCAAAACCUCCUCUAACAGUUUAUUUUUUUGUUGUUGUUGUUGUUUUUUAGUCUUAUACUGAUAGUGAGUGCUGAAGCCAUGACUGGCCACAUGCAACUGUUUAGCGCUGCUCCUUUAAAAGAAAUACCUGGUGGAGACAAACCUAAAGAGGGGGAUUUACACGGCACACUCAAAUCUAAUUUAACACCAUCCAAAGAAGCCAAAAAAAAAAAAAAAAAAGGUUUCAUUUUUGGCACCUAAGCUGUGUAUUAAAAAAGCAAAUGAGGGGUUUAAUUCCAAAAUAUUACUUGAGGUUCAGGUUCCUCAAAUGUUACCAGUUUGAAAUAGCUAAAAGCUUAAAAAAAAUCAUGAGGAUUUGAAAAAUGGCUCUUAUUUUGGAAUUAAACUUCAUCAGAUAUGAGCUUGUGUUGUAAUUCCAGUAUUUUGUUGUCUGUUUUAUACUGAUAAUGUUUGGAAGCGGUGAUGACCGCAACUAACCGCGACUUUGUUGUGGAUUAAAAAUGAGAGAAUAGAAUAAAAUAUGGAUUUAUCUUUA
This is a messenger RNA of Perca flavescens (yellow perch), 6049 nucleotides long. RefSeq names its product ELKS/Rab6-interacting/CAST family member 1. Gene Ontology annotation, biological process: regulation of synaptic plasticity; maintenance of presynaptic active zone structure; neuromuscular synaptic transmission. The transcript is spliced from 22 exons. The coding region runs from base 593 to 4039 and encodes 1148 amino acids. NCBI's taxonomy places the organism in Eukaryota, Metazoa, Chordata, Actinopteri, Perciformes, Percidae. Gene Ontology annotation, molecular function: structural constituent of presynaptic active zone. Gene Ontology annotation, cellular component: cytoskeleton of presynaptic active zone. The record is from RefSeq and is a predicted model, not a curated record.